AUGAUAAUUAUUAUUGCAUGUUCCGAGACUGAAGGAGAUGAUGUAAAUAAAUUAUCUACCCCAUCGGAAAACGCUCGAAAACAUUUAAUUAAUUAUAUAUCACACGGCGACAUCAAAAUGACGUCAGAGGAAUUUAAUGAUAGUUCGUAUAAAGGUAUAAAUUGUGGAGAAUUUUUCAAUAAUGUUGACUUAGAUAACAUAAACGAAGACGCAUUACCGAUGAUUCAAAAUUGGAUUUCCAAAAUAAAAAACAAUGCGUUAAAAAAAUUAGAAGUCAUGGGAGAUAGAUUGAAUGCUUUAAAAAAACCAUUAUUGCGUAAAUGUUCUGAAUUUCCAUUAUGGUCAGCAGUUAUGGUUCCACAUUUUAAGUCGCCUAACCUAACGGCUACAUCUGCUAGAGUUGAGGGAUAUUUUUCAACUCUAAAAUCUUCGAUACUUACAAAAAAAAUGUCAAGGAUGUGUGUUGAUAAAUUUUUGGUCACGCACAUAAAAUCUAUUAGAGGGGAUUUAAAAAUUGCAGUAAGUCAUAACAAUAAAGAUUCACAAUCAAAUCAAAUAAACAUAAAUGUUGAUGAAUCGAUCACUAGUACUGAAAUUCAUAUAGAAGAAAAACCAUCAAAUACUGACAAAACAGUGCAUGAAGACAUUAUAAUAGAUGAAAAAUCUUUAAGUGAUGUAAGUGAUGAAAAUCAAGCAAACAGUCAAGAUUUUUUAGACGAUAACAAUUCAUCAAGUGAUUCAGCUACUAAUAACGAGGAAAUUGAAAUUGAAAAUUGGAAAAAUAAAGCGUACUUGCCAAGUCCACCACCAAAAAAAAUUAAGCGAUCAAAAUAUUUAAAUAGCCAUCCAGAAAUUAAAAUUAAACAGAAAAUAAACCAAAAAAUUGUUAAACAUCGGUUAGAUAUAGUGAAAAACGGAAAUUUAGUAGGUCCAUUAUCAAUUGGCUCAAACAAAAAUAAGAAAAACUGUAAGGUUAUAAAUACAUGUGCUUUUGAUUCUAUAUUACCAGCCGUAGCAACAGCCUACCUGGAUUCACAAAAUUACACUGAAUUUAUAGAUACAAUCAAUUGUUCUAUAUUAAACAUUGCAAGUUGA
This is a messenger RNA of Macrosiphum euphorbiae (potato aphid), 1095 nucleotides long. The record is from the annotation of a GenBank genome assembly. Lineage: Eukaryota; Metazoa; Arthropoda; Insecta; Hemiptera; Aphididae.